UCGAAAACUCUCAGAGCUAAAGCUACAAUGGAGAUAGACUGUAAAAAUAAUAAGAAAUCAUCUGAAAAUUACGGGACGGGUGUCGGGAAGCACCCACAGAACAAACAGACGAGCGUCAGCGUCAAACAGAAGAUUGGGCUCAUACGGAGGCUGACCCGAGAUUGCCCGAACCCCCGAGACGUGAGCCUGGUCACCAAGUGGCUGGCCAUCUUGGGCCACACCAACAAGGAGGAGGCGCUGGCCCGCGACUAUUUACUGGAGCUCAUACACCACCAAUUGAGGGAGUCGAAUCGCCUCUCAUCGCCCUUCACGAAGCUGGAGAGCUACAGGCGGGAGCUCCACUCGGUUCUAAGGGAGGUGGGCCGACAGCAGCUGCGGCGGCUCGGGCUCCUGAAGCGGCAAAGUACGACGGCGUUGCGGGUGCCCAAGCCCUCGCGGGCGAGCCUCAUCGCCCUCCACGCUCAUCCCCCCAAGCCCCAGACCAGCAAGGAGGCUAUGAAGCAAGUGUGGAGGCAGAAAAUCUAUCAGCUGGACGAGCUCGAGGCGCAGUACAGGCGGGAGGAGAAGCAGUUAAGAGAGUUCCGAUCGGCAGCCGCAGUCGCAGCCAAGUCCAAGGAAGGCCGCAAGCCGCCCCAAAAGCCGGCCCAGAAGCCGCCCAUGGUGUUGACCGUGGUACAUAAAGAGUUAUUGUGCGGCAAGGAGGGAAAGAACGAAGCUAAGACGAAGGCAAAGUUUACGGAUGUACCGGCUUCGUGUGCGCUGUUGGCCGAGCGCAACAACCAAUAUCGCCAGAGCAGGCGCCAGACGAUCCUGGAGCGCAAGGAAAGGGAGCGCAGGGAGCGGAUCCAGCGCGAGUACGAGCGCGAGCAGCAGCGGCUCCUCAGAGCCGAGCGGCAGCAGAAAGAGAAGGAGCUCCUCGUCAGCAAUCGGGCUGAUCGCGAGAAGGAGCACCGCGAGCGGAGCCGCACAGUGCAGGAGAGACGCCAGCACGAGCGCCAGCUGAUCGAGAGCCGGAAGGAGAGGCAGCGUCCCCGGGAGCCUAAGUCGAGCGAACAGGGCCAGCGCAGCCGACCGCUCUUCGAACGGAACCAAAGCGGGCGCCAGCUGCAGGCCAAUCUACUUCGCCGGCAAUCGUGUUGGCUUUGCAAUGGGACUGUGAGAAUCGAGGAGAGUCUGGGCCUGCGCAUCCAUCUGGAUGGCUGGAUGUGCGAUGUGUGCCAGCAGAAUGUGCGUCUCGACCCCAAGGUGGUAAGGAGCUGCAGCUUGGAGCCGCAGAAGAACUCCAGCUCUAACGCCAACGCCAACAACAAGAAGCUGGCCAAAGGAGAGCGCGACCGUCAACAGAUGCUUGAGAUGGAGAUGGAAAUGCCUGAGCCCGAGUGGCACCGGCAGCGAUCACCUGAGAGGAGCUCAGACGAGGAGAGCAGCGCAGAGGGGAAAGCGGGCAAGGACGAGCAAGGACCCAGAAGAGGGUAUACGAAAAAGAAUGCGAAUCCUAAAAAUGUGACGUCGGAAGAAAAGCAGAGACCGACGGAUGUUCGCGAAAGUCAAAAGAGUAUAAAUGAGAUGAACGCAAGAAAAGUACUCAAAAGUAAUGGUGGAGAAGGACAGCUCGAAGCGGAAAAGCGGAAGGAGGUCGCAAUUCGAUGGGAGCCGAAGAGGAGAGAGAGCGAAGAGAUCAAACGAAAAGAAUCAAAUGACAUUGAAAACAGGGAAGAGGAGCACCAGAAGAGGGCAACAGAAAAGCUUGAAAGGAAAGAGCUGGAGAAGAAGUCGAGUAUGGAGCCUGCAAAGAAGGAGGUGCCAAAGGACCGUGGGAUAGUGAAGAAACGGUCGUGUGAGGAGUGGAUAGUCAAGGAGGGAGCGCCGGAGGGAUGCACCGAUGAAGACACCAUUUUGCACGAGAGUAGGUCGGCGACGGAAUGGGACAUGGAAGAGGAGCAAAUGGACAGAAGAAGGGAAAUGCAAUGGGAUUUGCUGCUGAAGGUUUUGCAAUCGGAAAAAUUUAAGAGACGACGUCAAAGCCAAGGGACGGUAGACGACAGAAAUGCUUUGAAAACAAAAGAAGAGCCUGAACGGAAGCCCAGCAGGUAUGAUACGCUCGAGGAAGCACAGCAGAGGAAGGAGCUCAGACGGCGAGAGUCAGAGGAGAGGCGAAAAAGGGAGCAGAUGGAACUAGCAGAUGCGAAUGAGAAGCGAGCAAGGAAAGACCUUGAAAAGAGAGCCAGCCUUCGUCUGCAUGAGGAGGCAAUAAAGAGGGAAAAAGAAGAGUGCGAAAGGAAGGAGCUUGAGAAGCAGAAGCUGAUGAUUGAAAGUCAGAUAAUGAAAGCGUGCCCCUGGCAACAGUGGCCUUCGCUGGGAGCACUGAAGAAAAUAUUUAUCGAAGAAAUGACUUCGGCUGCGACUGGUCCACAGACGGUAGAGGAAAAGGACAAUCGACGAGAGGGAGGCAGGGCAACGCAGUGGGAUAUACCACUGAAGAAAAGACAAUCGAAGGAGAAGAACCCGCGACAUCAAAGUCAAGAGCCAGACAAUUCAAGAAAAGAGGUGGCAGAAAAAGAUGGGCUUAAGUUGAGGACCUGGCCAGAACAGGCCGUGAGAGAACAGCGGGAGGAGGAGCUUCGUGCUCCAGAGAAGCAGAAGCAGAAGAUAGAAAGGCAAGAUCUUCGACGUGAAGAGACAAAAGAGACCAAAAGAAGAGAAGGCACGGAAAAGAAAUCCAAGGAAGAGCUCCAGCUGGAGCAGCCAGUGCAGGACCGAGGAUCGCACGAGGAGCGCGAAAAAUUAAGACAAAGUAAGGAAAUUCAAAUCAAAAGAAGCACAGACCUCGAAAGGGUGUCCAGAAAAGAAAAGACCGAGUGUGAAAAUCCAGGGAAUGUCAGACUUCUUCACAAAGAGCUUUCGAGAAUUGAAAAAUUGAAAAAUUACAUAGAAAAAGAAGAAGUCGAAAGAAAAUCCAGUGAAAAAAAGCUCGAACGGGUGCUCCGAGAGCAGGAGCGUAUUUUAAAAGAAGAAGUGCAGAAGAAUAGCGAAAAAAAACAGGUCAAAUGGAAGGAGAAUCAGAUCAAGACAAAGGAACAGCCAGAAAAGAGAGCCAAGGAACCAGAUCGAGCGCGUGAACCAGAGGACGAGGAGCUCAGACUUCGAAAGGAACUCAAGAUGAUGGAAUACGGAAAGAAGAGCUGUCUAAAUGUAAGGGAAGAGCCAACUGGGAGAGCCACGAAGGAAGAAUUAGAACGGGAACAGCACCCGAAUGAUGACCGAAUGCGAAAUGGUAAGGAAACGGAAGGUCUGCCAAGAGAAGAGCUCAAGCGGAAGGAGGAGAAGGAGAGGAAGGAAGAAAAACCAAAAAUAAUAGCUUCGGGAUACAAGCUCGACCGCGAGCAGAGAGGGAGGGCGCACGCACAGCAGGAGGAGCGACAGAAGAGAGAAGAUGAGAGCCAGCACAAGUUCAGAGAUUACAUAAAAAAAAGAGAAGAGCUCUAUGCAAGAGAGAUGGAGGAUGAGUUUAAGCGGCGACAUGGAGAGGACAAAGGCACAGGAGAGCUCGAUGAGAGCGGCAGUGAAAAACUCGAAUCUAGAGCUACAGAAGUGGAGCUGAAAUGUAAACUCAUGGAGCUCGAUCAGAAAAAGUCUAAGAAGGAGAUCGAAAUUCGUACGCGAAAGAAUAAUAAGCUUGAAAUAAUGAGUAAAGACCCAGAAGAUCUUCCAAAGAAAUCUGGUGGAAACGGUAACGAGUUCGAGGGGAGAGCAGAAGACGAAGAGCUCGAACGGAAAGAGGUCGAUAGUUUGCAACAAUUUUACGAGCAGUUGAAAAGGGCAGAAAAAGAAGAGCUCGAGUCCAAGGAUACGGAGGUCACAGGGAGGGAAAACAAGCAAACAAAACUGGAGGAAAAGCGAUCGAAGAGAGCGAAUCUGAGAGAGAAGCCGUCUACAGCUGGAAAAACAGAAGAGCUUAAUGAGCAGCUCCCAGGAUACGCAAAAGGAGAGAUGAGCUCCCCCAAAACCGCGGUCCUGCAGAAAAAGGAAACAAAGGAGAGCGAAACGGUAACUGGACAGACGCAUCCCUCUGUAUCUCGGACAGAAGCGGACAACGCUUUCAUGGAAGUUCUUUGUGAUUUCCGGAAGAGAUUCCUGGGCAGGGCCACGGGGCGUCCCAGUUCCUGGACACAGCCGCAAGACGAAGGGAGCAAGUCCAUCAAUGAUAUCCAGGGUCUUUAUCAGGUACUCCAUGAGCUCAACCAGAACGUGACUCGCUCGCAAAAAGUAUCCGAGCACACUCGAGCGCCGAGCGCACCGAGCGCAUCACUCCAAAGCACGCCCAAGGAGUGCACAGAGAACCACGCCCACACCACGUCGGAGCAGACUAGCGAUUCUGGAAAGGAAUUGCAGAGAGAAACAAAACGGACGACCAGGCCACUACCGCGUAAGCAGCAAAGCAUCAGUGGGAUCGGGGACCAGGCCGCAGCCUGGUACGCUUCGUACUACGAAGCAAAGAUGAAAGCUGGUAGUGAAUCGAAGGCUCGUUCCAGCUCAAGUUUCGAGUACUUCGCUCCAAGACCUUCCAUGUCACAGCACGAACGAUGGGUUCGCUUUAUGGAAACCGACGAAGGCACUAGCGUUGGCGAUACAGAGACUAGUACCGACGUCCCGGAUCAAGUCCCGGGCAUGAGCUGUCCGCAGAAGAAGACUUGCGUGAUGGAGCAGCAGCAGGACGCAGAGGAAGUUGAGCAGCAAUCAAAGAAAACUCAGAUGGUUUCUCCUCCAGUGAGCUAUUGCACGCGAAACGGAAGGAAGCGCUUUCGUCCAAAGUUGGCCAGCUACCAGCUAAAUCGCAGGAAGGGACUGUCCCGACACCAAGAGCGUCAUACUUUCUGCCCCAUUCUGUCCGGAAACGGAGAAGACAAUGAAGACCCAGAGGCACUGUGUCGGCGACUGCAGACCGAUAAUGCGCUGAUGGAGAGAAAGAUCGCCGAGGCUAGGAGAAGGAACCGCGGAAAACAUAUCGCGGUGUCAAUGAUGAGCGGGGCUGCAAAUGUGGUCAGACUUUUCCAACUGGGAAGGAGGACCCAGGAACCGAAACCAGAAGAAACGAGAUGGACGGAACAUUUCGGGGACUUGCCCCAUGACUUCGACUUUCCAACCUCCACGUUAAGAAAGAUAAUUCACAGUGAGUCACAGCGGGCAGUGGAGCUACCGGGCCGCAUUUUCCAAACAAUAUCCAAGGCUCUGCACAGUCGUGGUGGCCAACUGACUGGCAGCCUCCUCAAGUGCAUUGAUACGAUGGAUGCAAGCCUGGAGGAACACCUGCGAAGUGUCCUGAACAGCCAGUUUGAGGCGUGGCACGUCCCUGACCUCUUGCAGAUGGCUGCCAAAUUGGAGGACGAAGAGCGGAACACGGCUACCAGCAGCCUAGCAGAAUCCUGCAGGGCUACUAAGGAGUCCCACCAGCAGCAUUGGAAACAGUUGUCAGACCAUUUCAUUAGCUUGACACAAGCAAGCUUCAGCGACCAUUGUGACGUGGAGGACGACCUCGUGCAAGCUGCAUUCCAGACUGUCGUCAAAUCUUACACGGCCUGGAGCAGCCGGCGACUUAAAAACGUGGCACGAGAUUAGUUUGUUCUAUAUACAAAAAAGUAUAUAAAAUGUUUCGCAGGAAUACUAAAACUACUUUUUUCUUGGUCACUAGAAUUGAAGGAAAAGUAACAUUAAAAUUUAAUUUUUAGCCAUUGUAAAUCUUAGAUUUAUUAGAAAAAUAAAAGAAAUUAUUUCAAUAA
Molecule: messenger RNA, 5777 nt
Organism: Drosophila pseudoobscura
Lineage: Eukaryota; Metazoa; Arthropoda; Insecta; Diptera; Drosophilidae
Product: trichohyalin
Exons: 2
Coding region: 28-5616 (1862 amino acids)
Source: RefSeq, a predicted model, not a curated record